This is a messenger RNA of Periconia digitata, 1110 nucleotides long. NCBI's taxonomy places the organism in Eukaryota, Fungi, Ascomycota, Dothideomycetes, Pleosporales, Periconiaceae. The record is from the annotation of a GenBank genome assembly.
CAAACUCAAGAAUCAAAUCUUUCUCAGUACCACCUCGCAUACGGAUUACCUGGCAAAAAUAGAUUCGGCUUGUCAAGUCCUGAACACACGGCUCCGCAGUCUCUCAUCAUGGGCUAUCGGAAGACCGGCCCUAAGGAAUACAAGGUGUCAGCUGCCGACUCCACAGAGGCCCGAAGAACGAACACAUCUGAGUUUUACGUCGAAUGGAGUGGGCACAAGAUCGAACAUCUCCAGAGGUUUUAUGCCUUUGCGCAACAGCUGCGUCCUCGAGCACCGAAGAUAUGGCUGGCUGGCGAUUCUUCACUCGAUAACAAGUAUUGGGUACCAGGCUCAGGACCAGGGGGAGAUCCAUUAGACGUCUCAGUCCCGGAGAUCUACCAUCUAGCGCUCAGCAGACCGACUCCGAAACCAGACGUCUCGUUCUGGAUGAACCAUCUAUAUGGCGAAAAAGCGACUUGUAUCAACACAGCAAUCGAGGCUUCCAUGUUGCGAGAACGCGACCAGAUCUUACUCCCACAAGACGUAUUCAUACGCGAGCAUAUCGGGAAAGACGACGUGCUAAUUGUGAGCGUGGGAGGCAACGACAUUGCGAUGAAACCAACUCCCACGACGGUCUUUCAGAUGCUUCGAAUCGCGUGGUUCAAUGGGCUAUCAUCCAUCCAGAGCGGUACGGCUGGUGGGCUACCGUAUUUCGAAUCGAUAUUCAAGGAAAAGACGGAAGACUACAUCAAGCGUCUUGUUUCCGUCACAAAACCACGUGCAGUGAUCGUGUGCAUGAUCUACUUCCCACUGGAGUCGAAGUAUGGCCAGGAAAGCUGGGCUGAUAUUUCGCUGAGAUUGCUGGGGUAUGAUCGGUGGCCGGGCCAACUGCAAUCAGCGAUCCGGCAGAUGUUCGAGUUGGGAACGCGUAAGGUGCAGGUAGAUGGGACAAAGGUGAUACCGUGCGCGCUAUACGAAGUGAUGGAUGGCAGCCGGAAGAAAGAGUACACCGCGAGAGUAGAGCCGAACGAGGUAGGAGGCAGGAAGAUGGCCGAGAGGUUCAAAGACAUCCUGGAUCAGGAGUUGACGGGUAUUUGGGGAACGCGGGAUUCUGUUCCAGACCCCAUCUAG